Neolamprologus brichardi is the source of this 3009-nucleotide messenger RNA. It is a transcript of the gene pwp2h, whose product is annotated as PWP2 small subunit processome component. Gene Ontology annotation, biological process: maturation of SSU-rRNA from tricistronic rRNA transcript (SSU-rRNA, 5.8S rRNA, LSU-rRNA); ribosomal small subunit assembly. The record is from RefSeq and is a predicted model, not a curated record. Gene Ontology annotation, molecular function: protein binding. Lineage: Eukaryota; Metazoa; Chordata; Actinopteri; Cichliformes; Cichlidae. Gene Ontology annotation, cellular component: small-subunit processome; Pwp2p-containing subcomplex of 90S preribosome.
UCAACAAAACGCAACACAUGUGUGGAGGAAGAAGAAGCAUGUUGGUCUCACGUUCAUAGUCCUGGGAUUUAUAAAGAGUUAAAAAGGGAAUAUUAAUGUGCCGAAGUUAAUGAAUAUUUAGUAAAAUGAAGUUUGCUUAUAGGUUUUCCAAUUUGCUCGGCGCAGUCUAUCGCCAAGGAAAUUUGAACUUCACCAGAGAUGGCAACGCUGUUAUCAGUCCAGUUGGGAACAGAAUCUCUGUCUUCGACCUGAAGAACAACACGUCUGAGACGUUGCCGUUCUCCACGACAAAGAAUGUAACCUGUGUGGGUCUCUCUCCUGAUGGGAGCCUGGCGAUUGUUGUGGAUGAAGAUGGUGCAGCGGUGCUGGUCAGUCUCAUCACCAGAGCCAUCCUUCAUCAUUUCCACUUUCACAAACCUGUGAGCAGCAUCCGCUUCUCACCUGAUGGAAGGAAGUUCAUUGUAACAAAGGAAAAUGUGGCUCUGAUGUACCACGCUCCUGGGAAGAAGCGAGAGUUUAACGCCUUCGUCUUAGACAAGAGCUACUACGGUCCCUACGAUGAAACCACCUGCAUCGACUGGACAGACGACUCCAAGUGUUUUGUGGUGGGCAGCAAAGACAUGUCAACGUGGGUGUUCGGUGCAGAGCGCUGGGCCAACCUGAUCUACUACUCCCUGGGUGGACACAAGGACAUCAUCGUAGGCUGUUUCUUCGAAAAGGACAGCUUAGAUCUGUACACAGUGAGCCAGGACGGGACGCUGUGUGUGUGGGAGAGCGACACUGAGCUGGACGGCCUCAUUCUGAAGAAGAGCCAGGACAAACCCAAGCUCCCGAGACAAGGGGAGGAAGAGGAAGAAGAGGAGGGCGAGGAGAGGGACAAGGUGGAGGGAGAGGAGGGAGAGGUGAUCAGAGGGAAAGUUGAAACCGCCAAAGAGAGAGAGAAGAAGAAGAAGAAUGUUCGAUACAAGAUGAUGAGCAAACACUUUUUCAACAAAGAAGGGGAUUUUAACAACUUGACUGCUGCUGCGUACCACAAACCGAACCACAUCCUGGUCACAGGCUUCGCCUCUGGGAUAUUCCACCUGCACGAACUUCCAGAGUUUAACCUCAUUCACUCCCUGAGUAUUUCAGACCAGAGGAUUGCCUCGGUGGCUAUAAACAGCUCCGGAGACUGGAUCAGCUUUGGAUGCUCGCGGAUGGGCCAGCUGCUGGUGUGGGAGUGGCAGAGUGAGUCGUACGUGUUCAAGCAGCAGGGACACUUCAACAACAUGGCGUCGCUGGCUUACUCUCCAGACGGACAGUACAUCGUGACGGGAGGGGACGACAGCAAAGUGAAAGUGUGGAACACCAACACCGGCCUCUGUUUUGUCACAUUUACCGAACACACCAGCAGCGUCACUAACGUCACCUUCACCUCCAGCGGCUUCGUCAUCGUCAGCGCUUCUCUGGACGGGACGGUCCGAGCCUUCGACCUGCACAGAUACCGAAACUUCAGGACUUUUACGUCGCCUCGGCCUGCGCAGUUCUCCUCCCUUGCAGUAGAUGCCAGUGGGGAGCUGGUGAGCGCAGGAGCUCAGGAUUCCUUUGAGAUCUUCCUCUGGUCCAUGCAGACAGGCAGGCUGCUAGAGGUCCUGGCGGGUCACGAGGGUCCGGUGAGCUGCCUCUGUUUCAGUCCGGUUCAGUCCGUCCUGGCCAGCUGCUCGUGGGACCGAACCGUUCGGCUGUGGGACAUGCUGGACAGCUGGCAGACCAAGGAAACGCUCCCCCUCACAUCUGAUGGCUUGGCAGUGACGUACCGCCCUGACGGUCAGGAGUUGGCUGUGGCCACUCUGAACGGUGAGAUCUCUUUCUGGAACCCGCACACGGCCACACAAAAUGGCUCCGUUGCUGGACGACACGACCUGCAGACAGGCCGCAAGGAGACGGAUAAAAUCACAGCCAAGCAGUCCGCCAAGGGCAAGUCGUUUACAUCACUGUGUUACUCUGCGGACGGGGAGUCUGUUUUGGCUGGAGGUCAGGCCAAGUUUGUCUGCAUCUACAACAUCAAGGAGCAGAUGCUCAUAAAGAAGUUUGAAAUCUCCUGCAACCUGUCCUUCGACGCUAUGGAGGAGUUCCUGGACAGGAGGAAGAUGACAGAGUUCGGGAGUCUGGCUCUGGUGGAUGAAGGAGCCGGGGACGGAGACGGAGUCAGCGUCAGCCUCCCUGGAGUCAGGAGAGGUGACAUGAGUUCUCGUCAUUUCAAACCUGAGAUCAGAGUGAGCUCGCUGCGGUUCUCCCCUACUGGUCGCAGUUGGGCGGCCACCACCACUGAGGGCCUGCUGGUCUACUCCCUUGACGGGUCACUGGUUUUCGACCCGUACGACCUGGACCUAGACGUGACACCAGCCAGCAUACGCAAGCAGCUGCGCCUUCAGGAGUGGGCGUCGGCCAUAGUUCUGGCGUUCAGACUCAACGAAAAAGCCCUCAAGCAGGAAGUGUUGGAGAAGGUCCCACAUGAGCAGAUCCCGGUGGUUUGCGGCUCUCUUCCUGACAUUUAUGUCGAGAAGCUGCUGGGUUUCAUCGCCACGUGUUUGGAGAAGUCGGGCCACUUGCAGUUCUAUAUGACCUGGGCCCAGAACCUGCUCAUGCUGCACGGACAGAAACUGAAGAACAGGUCUGGAGCCAUCCUGCCCACGCUGCAGGCGCUGCAGAAGAGCAUCCAGAGGCACUUCGACGACCUCUCCAAGCUCUGCGACUUCAACAUGUACAACAUCCGCUAUGCCGUGGCCCUCUCAAAGCAAAGAGGCUUAAAGAGGGCAGCUGAGGAGGAGACAGAGGACCAGGGGGAGGAGGAUGAAGACCUGUCUGAGGAGAUGAGCGAGGCUUCUUUAGAGGAUGCAGAAAUGAUGCUGUAGGCCACUUCAGUGCCACAGCAUGACACAUGUUGGACUGUAAAAGAAAAACAGAUUUUUGUGUACUUGGAUGUGAUGUUUUAGAGUUCUUUUAUAAUUAAAUUCAUAUAUAACUGUG